Messenger RNA from Atta colombica, 4636 nucleotides. It is a transcript of the gene Ehbp1, whose product is annotated as EH domain-binding protein 1. The coding region runs from base 682 to 3546 and encodes 954 amino acids. The transcript has 18 exons. The record is from RefSeq and is a predicted model, not a curated record. Gene Ontology annotation, molecular function: protein binding. Lineage: Eukaryota; Metazoa; Arthropoda; Insecta; Hymenoptera; Formicidae.
AUUUUUCAAAGCCACGCGGGUUUCUAUAAGACCGACAAAUGCAAAUUUCGAAGAUAGACCUGACAGACAACGUUAACAACGGUCUCCUCUUUUCCAAGAGAGAAGCUCAUCAAUCGUCAAGAUUCAAGUAUCUCGAGUCUCUCACUCUCGCUUGACUUCUCAUCCAAAGGGGACGCGAUUUAGAAGCGAUCUGGUGAGAGUGAGAACCAGUGAGAACUUUCGUAAGUCCGAGGUCAGCUCGUCAGCUGUCUUGACGUAUUUCGACUUUCGACGCGUGUGCGUGCAUUCGUGCAUGUUGUGUAUGAACGUACGCAUGGACAAGUGACAUGACAGUCGAUUCGUUCCAGGAACAUUGAAAGCGUUCGUGCGUGAGCCGUGGUGAACCGAGAGGAAGACUCAUCCGUCCGUCCGUCCGAACAUAUGAUUGUAGCUCUGCCGAGGGCGCACGUCGUGGAACGUGAACGUCGUCGGUUUCCGGGAAGCGUGAUCGUUAGUCUUCCAUAUCCCACCGCGGCCGAUCUUAGUCCACGAUCCGAUCGCGCGUUCGACUCACGGUCCUCGCGGAAAUGACAAAGCGCGCCUCGCUCGCGCGUCAGCAGUGAGGAAGAGAAUUCGUUCGCGGACAAAUAAAUCCCGGACGAAGAAGUCCCGAGCGAAAAGAAGCGGAGCGCGGCUGCAAACAUGAGUUCCGUCUGGAAACGCUUGCAACGGGUGAACAAGAGAGCAGCCAAGUUUCAGUUCACUGUUUCUUACCACGAGGUCACGUUAGAAACGACGACAAAGUGGAAGCCAAACAAAUUGAGCGUUGUUUGGACAAGACGUAGUAGAAGAGUCAGUUCAGAACCCUUAGACUGGGAGCCAUGUUUAAGUGAUCCUUUGAAGGGUGUCAUUAGCUGGGCAGUCCCUGACAAUCAUACAGUUUCCGUAACACUGUUUAAAGAUCCACGGACACAUGAACUGGAAGAUAAAGAUUGGACAUUUGUUAUCGAAGAUGUGUCGUCGACAGGAAAGAGACGUCAUGUGGCUGCCACUAAUAUAAAUAUGAAAAAAUAUGCAACUUUAGAAUCUAGUCAGCAACAACUUAAAUUGGACUUGAAGCCAACUUCUAAAAAGAUUGUUAGCGCUACACUAGAAUGUACUUUGUCAUGUGUAUUUUUACGAGAGGGCAAGGCAACGGAUGAAGAUAUGCAAAGUAUGGCUAGUUUAAUGUCGGUUAAUAAUAACAGCGACAUUGCGCCAUUAGAUGAUUUUGAUAAUGAAGAUAUACCUGAAGAUGUUGAGGAAGUGUCGGUAAAAAAUUUGGACGAGUUUUUAGAUAUUUCCGCUCAACUUGAUCUAAUGACGAGCAGUCUUACUGAAAGUGAAUUACCCAGCACUCCUAUAAGUGUGGCAAGUUUAUCAAAGGAUGAUACAACUCCUGUAAAUGAUGGCGAGCAUUUUAUACGCGACAUUAGUCUAACAGGAAUUGGAGACUCUCUAAAGGAAAAAUCACCCGUAAAAGACAAUGUUGCCAUUGAAAAUGACAAAAACAUUGAACACAGCAUAUUGAGAUUGCCGCUGCAACCAUUGGAUCUUAAAAAGAAUGACGCAAACGUUCCAAGACUGAAAGAAAUUACUCCCGGCCAAGAUUUAUUAGAAUGGUGCAAAGAAGUUACAAAGGAUUAUUCUGGUGUUAAAGUCACUAAUCUAACGACAUCUUGGAGAAACGGAAUGGCGUUUUGUGCAAUUAUUCAUCAUUUCAGACCUGAUCUGUUAGACAUCGAUUCCCUAUUGCCGCACGAUGUAAAAGGCAACUGUAAGAAAGCGUUCGAUGCAGGUGAAACUCUGGGCAUACCCAGAGUUAUUGAACCGGCUGACAUGGAUAUAUUAACGGUACCUGAUAAAUUAGCUGUGAUGACUUAUUUAUAUCAAUUGAGAGCACAUUUUACCGGCCACGAAUUAGAGGUACAUCAAAUAGGUAAAACAACGGACGAGUCCUCUUACAUGAUCGGCAGAUUUAAUACGGACAACAAUACUGACGUGAGUGUUCAACUGUUUGGUCAAGAGAUUAUUAAUUUACGGAAGAAGGAACAGAUCGAGCAAAAAAACAAUAAAGCGGAGAAUAACAGACGGUCGAAUCCGUUUGAUAACAAGAAGGAUGACAUAUGCAUCGAUUCGUUAAAAAACAAGCUGCAUUUGAGUCUGAACACGGACAAUCAGGAUCACGAUCAAUGCAACAAAGAUAAAUCGCCAUCCAGCGUAAAGGAGGUCAAGGACAUUAUAUUAGCCAGCUCAAAGAGCAUUCUAGGCAAGGUGUUAUCGCCGACCAAAGAAAAAUACUCGUCGAGAGAGAAGAGCAAGUCUCCCCCGAGAGUGCAACAAGCGCAGCAACGUCCGAUACUUAUGACACGCCGACAAUUAACCGAUCCGUUCGGCUCCGAUGACGAAGAGGAGAACAUACAGAUAAUCGACGACAAAUGGUCGCAAUCGAUCUCACUUACCAAAUCGCAAAGUCCGGUCCGUGAUGACUCGGUAAACUCUGACGAUAGAGGAAGUCGAGGUAGUUCCGAAUGUCAAGGUGCAUCGCCGCCAUAUGGAGAACAACGAUCACAUCCGUUAGUUAGUCGGCACGAUGAAUUGCGAGAGCGAGCGAGACAACUCUUGGAACAAGCCAGGAAUCAAACGAAGUCAUCCGGAUUUGUUUCUGCUGCUAUCAGUCCUGUUGAGACACAGAAUGAUGACGAGAGGCAACAGAACUUGCGAGAAAGGGCGAGACGCUUGAUUGCGGAAGUUAAAAUGGGCGUUGCUGUGACUCCAAAUCAAUUGAAUGAUGAUAACAAUAGUGACAGACGAUCGAUAGACGACCAGAAUAAUAGUCCUAGACGCAGCAUUACGCCAUCGACACCCAGUGAUCGAAUCAGUAUAAAGUCUGAGUACAAUGGAAAUAUACUGGGAAAUUCAAGUAUGAUAGAUGGAGAAAAGAAAACUGGCUCUCCUUUGUAUUCUUUCUCCAAAAUUAUUGAAAGAAUCUCGCCCGAUAAAGGAAGUCCCGAUAGAACUCCGUAUACACUUCGCGGGUUGGGUAAAGACAUGACAUCGUAUAUUCAAAAUGAGCUUGAAGCACUUGAAAGAGAGCAAAAUCAGAUUGACAUUCAAGCUGGCAAACUUGAAAAGCAAUUGAGAGCAGCCAUGGAAAGCGAUAACGAAGAUGAAACGGAAAGACUGAUGUCUCUAUGGUUUACUCUUGUUAACAAAAAAAAUGCUCUCUUAAGAAGACAAAUGCAACUAAACAUACUGGAGAAAGAAGAUGAUUUAGAGCGAAGAUUUGAGCUCUUGAAUCACGAAUUAAGAAGCAUCCUUGCAGUGGAAGAUUGGCAAAAGACACCAGAGCAAAAAAUGCGUGAAAAUUUAUUGUUGGAGGAAUUAGUAUCUAUUGUAAACAAAAGGGAUGAAUUGGUGCAUCAUCUCGAUACACAAGAGAGAGCUAUUGAAGAUGAUGACGAAAUAGAGCGUGAUUUAUCUCGCGCUGGACUAGCUCAACGAAAUAAAAAUUGCGUUGUGCAAUGAAAAGUUAAUUAUUUAUCGUGUUUUUCCCAGAACUAUUAUGAAGGCAUGACCCAUGUUGUUGUGAAGUUGUCAAAAAGCCGACAAAAUUAGAUGUUGAAGAGUCAAGUGUGAACUUUCAUGCUUUACAAACAGGUUAUUUUUAGAGACUUAUUUUUUAUUAUGCAUUAUAGAUUACUUCAUCAAAAGAUAGAUCAAACAAAUUUUUCUAUUUCUUUUGUUUUUAAUAUAAGUUCGUCGAUUCACGACGAAAGAAAAAACGCAAUUAAACUUAGACACUCAAAUUAUUAGAUAUAAAUGGUUUUUUGUAUAUUAUCGAGCAUAAUAUCGAUUAUAUAAUGUAAUGAAGCAUUUUAUGCUUCAAGUGAAAUGUUGCGCGUUAAUAGUUGCGACUGUGUGCAAGUAUAUGACAUGAUACGUAACUAUGGAAUACGGAAUCAUGCAAAACAGUUUACGAAUCAGUAAGUAGAUGAAAAGAGGUAUACUUUUUCUUCCUCGAAUAAAAUAAAAAUGAACGCAAAUGCAAAGAAGUUCGAAAAGAAUUAGAUAAAAAUAUAUUUUAGCAAGAUUCAAGAUCUAAUUACGGGAGCUACUUAGUGUUAUAUAUUUUAAAAGAUUUUGUUUAUACAUAUAUAAAUUAGCUGAUUCAAGAAAGUAUAAAUUGAAUGCAGUUCUUUUAUGCGAAUGAAUUUUAGACAUUUGAUUUAUGUGAAAAAUUAUUUUGAGACUUAAUUGCUAAGAGAUUUAAUAUCGGAAAGCCAAAGAAAAUUAAAGCAGGUUGUUACGCAAGAACAUGCGAGAGAUAUGAAGAGUAAUUUAGUAAAUGUAUUUCGUAAUUAUCGAUCCAAAUCGAUUCACGGAAAAUUAAUUAUGAAACUAUUGCGGAAAGUGGAACGCGUGGCUAUAGUUUUCGUAUUUGCAUCAGUUGUUCUCAUCGAGCAUUCGCAUGUACUCUAUUUGUGCCAUACGAACGAAUUGAUAUACUUUUUACAUCCUAUUUGACGAAUUUGUACAAAUGCGUUAAAAACAAAUUCGCUAAUCUUAUUGACGGUAUGAGAUUUUAAAAAGAAACCGUAAUAAGAUUAAUUUUUAC